Messenger RNA from Haliotis rufescens (red abalone), 435 nucleotides. Its product is annotated as double homeobox protein 4C-like. The record is from RefSeq and is a predicted model, not a curated record. The coding region runs from base 1 to 435 and encodes 144 amino acids. Gene Ontology annotation, molecular function: DNA binding. The transcript has 2 exons. NCBI's taxonomy places the organism in Eukaryota, Metazoa, Mollusca, Gastropoda, Lepetellida, Haliotidae.
AUGGAGGCGAUCUUUGAAAAGAAUCCAUACCCAGACCUAGACAUCCGAGAGAUUCUUUCACAAGAGUUCGGUGUCCCCGAGUCGAACAUACAGGUGUGGUUCCAGAAUCGUCGUACUCGCCGGGGACGUACCAAGUCGCGACGUGGACCCUAUACCACCAAGCAGACGAUCAGUAAACAUCCAUACACCCAUGUCAUCCAGCCUCUCUCCUUCCCCAACACCCUACCCUGGUUCCACGCUCCGUCCGCCAUGCUGCCGAGUCUGAUACCCCGGUGUUCCCCAUCAGCUGACUACUGGAUCCCGUCCCGCACCAGUGACCACCACCCGAACGGACAGCAACAAGACAAACUGAGAGAACUGUUGAUAGGAGAGUUAAGGACAUACGAGAGCACAGCAUCUGAUGACGAUCCCCACCAAACAUCAGAUAUUUGUUGA